CUUCAGCACCGCGGACAGCGCUCCGCACUCAGCUCACUGCUGCCAUGAGAACCAGAAGCACACACACCUGCGCUGAUGUCUCAGCAUGUCUUGUGACUGACUGACUGUGAAUGCAGCUGGACUACGAGAGAUUUUAUUGGUUGUCAGAUAUGACAGGUUCAGUUUGGAAACCUCCUUCGCACGAUUUGCGCAGACCAGGAAGACAGGAGAGCUCAGUUAUUUUGAUCUCUACGACACACCUUAUUUGACUAGGGAAGAAAUCGAAAACACGAACACGACGGCCUCUGUUUUGCUUCCGACAUGCGUCUAUGUCGAUACCUGGAUUCACCAUCGCUCAGUGUUUCUUAAAUAGAGCGUUUAUAGCGAUGCACAGUCGCGCAACCUGUUAGACUGAAGAUGAAGAUGAAGAAGCAGAACGUGCGCACGCUGUCGCUCAUCCUCUGCAUGUUCUCUUAUCUGCUGGUGGGCGCCGCGGUCUUCGACGCCCUGGAGUCCGAGACUGAGAGCGCGCGGAAGCGCAUGCUGGAGCAGAAGCGCAGCGAUAUGAAGAGAAAGUAUCGCUUCACCGAGCUCGACUACCGAGAGAUCGAGCGAGUGGUGCUGUUGGCGGAGCCACAUCGUGCUGGUAGACAGUGGAAAUUCGCCGGGUCUUUCUACUUUGCUAUAACUGUCAUCACCACGAUAGGUUACGGGCACGCGGCCCCUGGCACAGACGCAGGGAAGGUCUUCUGCAUGUUCUAUGCGGGUCUGGGCAUCCCACUCACGCUGGUGAUGUUCCAGAGUCUGGGUGAAAGGAUGAACACCUUCGUCCGUUACCUCCUCAGCCACAUCAAGAAGUGCCUAGGGCUGCAUCGCACUGAGAUCUCCAUGGAAAACAUGGUGUUGGUGGGGUUCCUGUCUUGCUUGGGAACUCUGUGUGUGGGGGCCGCUGCCUUCUCACACUUUGAGGGCUGGACCUUCUUUCACGCGUACUACUACUGUUUCAUCACCCUCACCACCAUCGGCUUUGGCGACUUCGUGGCUCUUCAGAAGAAGGAGGACCUCCAGGAGAAGACCCCUUACGUGGUCUUUAGCUUCAUGUACAUCCUCGUGGGUCUGACUGUGAUCGGAGCCUUCCUCAACUUGGUUGUAUUGAGGUUCCUCACUAUGAAUAGUGAGGACGAGAAGCGGGAUGCACAGGAGCGGGCCUCGCUGAAGAGGGGCCGUAACCUCACGGCCAUGAGUUUGGGGCAGGAAAAUCACUGCCACAGCAACCUGUUCUUGCCCAUAGAGGAGGGUACCAGCUGUACCAACCUCAUCCUGUCGCCGUCAGAGGAGCGUGGGCUCUACUCGCCUCUGCCCCUGCCCUUAAACGCCAGCCAGUCUCGGUCCCAGUUGAGCUUGUUUUGCUGCUGUGUCUGCUAUCACCUGGGCCUCUGCCACAGCUCGGCCCUGUCCCCAAACAAGUGCCCUGAAUGCAACAUCAACUCAGUGUACAACAACUCCGUUUCCUACAAGAUAGAAGGUGGCUCCUCAACCAGGAACGAUACGGUUGUGUCCUCUCCAGGCAGCACGCUCUCUCCAGGGCUCAGCCUCAGAUAUUUGCCACACUUCAGGAGGAAGUCAUUGUAAUGGGGAAGAACUUUGAAGCAUCUGGUUUAGAUAGCGAGAACGCUGUGAGAACAUAUAUUUUGUAGCACGAGUUAGCACUAAAGAUAAGUGAGGAUGUUGAGGACAUGCUAUUAUAAUCAGGGUUGGGGAGUAGCAGAGCACAUUUAAAACACAAAAUAUGAGUAACUGUGUUUCAUUAUAGUUACAUAUUCAAUGGGUGGUAGUCAAAUUAUAGUUAAAUUUAAAAUUUAAAAAUUUAAUUUAUGCAUUUAGCAGACGCUUUUAUCCAAAGCGACUUACAGUGCAUUCAGGCUAUCAAUUUUUACCUAUCAUGUGUUCCCGGGGAAUCAAACCCCCAACCUUGCGACAUCCCCAACCUUUAGUUACAUCUAAAAAGUAUUUUAGGAGACUAAAGUGAUUACUUUGAAUUUUAAUGUCAUUUUUGUCAAUAGUGGAAACAGCAAUUGGUGAUUCUCCAAAUCUGACGGUCUUCAAAAGCAUCCUAAGAUACAUGCAAAAUAUGCAACAUUGUAUUCAUUUGAACAAAAUUAGAGGGAUCAUAAAAAUUGCAUGUUAUUUUUACUUAGUACUAUCCCAAAUAAGCGAUUUCACACAACAAAUGUUUAGAUACUGUAUUCCACAAGACAAAAUAACUGAAUUUCUAGAAACUGUAGGACUAUUGCCAUGUUUUGUGAUUGCUGUUUAUGAGUCCUGUUUGUCCUGAUCAGUUCUUCUGCCCACUGUUCUUGAGAAAAAUCCACCAGCUCUUCACUUUCUCAGGUUUUCCAGCAUCUUCUGCUGUCCAACAAUGACUGUACUUUUCACACUGAGGGCAGUUGAGGGACUCGUACACAACUAUUACAAAACGUGAAAACAUUUGCUGAUGCUCAAGUCAAGUCAAGUCACCAUUAUUUAUAUAGCUCUAUUAAUAAUACAGAUCGUGUCAGCGCAAUUGAACAGCAUUAAAUAGGAAAAUAAUGUGUCAAUAAAGCAAAAAGAAAGUUCAUCAUUGAAUUCAGUUAUGUCAUCUCUGUUCAGUUAAAUAGUGUCUGUGCAUUUAUUUGCAAUCAAGUCAACGAUAUCGCUGUAGAUGAAGUGACCCCAACUAAGCAAGCCAGAGGCGACAGCGGCAAGGAACCGAAACUCCAUCGGUGACAGAAUGGAGAAAAAAAACCUUGGGAGAAACCAGGCUCAGUUGGGGGGCCAGUUCUCCUCUGACCAGACGAAACCAGUAGUUCAAUUCCAGACUGCAGCAAAGUCAGAUUGUGCAGAAGAAUCAUCUGUUUCCUGUGGUCUUGUCCUGCUGGGCAUCUGCUACCGUCUAGGAGACAAGUCUGCAUUUUUCCUUAAGAAGGAAACAGUACUCAAAGAGCGGGGUUUAAAAUUUUGAACAGAAUGAUUUCUUAUUUUGUUUCAAGAUUAUUUAGAAUCGAAUACUUACUAAUUUCCCAGAAAGACAAACUAAGUACAAUUUAAUGCAUCGUGCUGCCUUCUUGAGCAUCAGUAAAUACCCUUUUUAUUUUAUUUUUCAAUUGUCUGCACUUUUUCCUUUUUAAGAAAUGUUGUGGAAAACUCAUUUUGUUAAAAAUGAUAUGCAGAGGAAACCAAACUCCUAUGUUUUGUAGAUGUCCUUUUUCUCCAGAGGACCUUUUUGUUACAUAAUUACAAAGCAUUCAAAAAUUUGUUAUUCAUACAUUGAAAAAAACAAAGAAGAAAAAAAAAAUCCCAACCCUGACUGUAAUGUCAAAGGAGAUACUUAUGGCAACCAUAACAAUCUCUUAAAAUCUAAAUGUUGUUCGUUACAGCACAUACAAAAAGAUGAUUCAAUCUUCUCAAACUUUUAAAUGUCCGCUGUAUUGAACUAGGAACUGCGCAAGUGCAUAAAAUGUAACGACAUGCAAUGUUUUUAAAUGAGGUGAGGUGUGAUGAUUGAAAAAUGUGAGGUUUGCUGAGAGACAGAUCUUCCCAUCAUUGUGCCUUUGAGCAAGACCCUGAAGCUCCUGGAGGAGACGAUUGCUCUAUGGCCAUUCACUUCACUCAUCAAAUACAUCUCAAUCUUGUGUGCUCAGAAACAGAAGUCAAUCAUAUCAGUAUGAAUGUGCACAAUUGGGAAAAAAUCAUAUUUGUUUUCAGUAUUCAAGUAUGUGCAUGUUUUGGUUGUAAUGCUUGCCCAAUAUAUGACGAUUAAUCCCUUUGCCUAUGCUUAUUAAGUUACAGUGUUUUAUUGUUAUUGUUUUUCAGUAGUUUAGCAUGUAACCAAGACAGGAAAAGUAUGACCAAAUCAAUGCAGAAAUGAAACUGAACUCUCUGGUCUACAGGAGACGUUCAUUUUGAAAGUCCAAAUUUUAAAUUCUCAUCCAAAUAAUUUUGACAAUGAGUUUACAAUUACAAACCCUCAGAAAGAUGUUUUCAAUUAUAUGAUUAAGGAGAGCCAUUUACUGUAAAUUAAAUUUCAAUUAACUUUUAUGGUAAACAAUUGUAAACAAAUAAACAGUUGAACACUUCCUGAUUUUCAUUUGUAACUUAUGCCAGUCCAUUUAAAGACUGAAAAAUGCAAGAACUGUUGUCAGAGUGACUUUACUGAAUGUAUGAAGUGUUUUUCAAACAUAGAGCGUAGAACAGCAGGUGAAUCGACCAAUGAAAUCAAAGCAGGGGAGGGACUACGACAGACACAGUUAAAUACAGUACUUUUUGCUAUAUGUUGCACUGUUGCAUGUUAUUAACUACUUCAAGUAUUUGCUAUUUAUAUUGUUAAACUUUCAACAGCGAAGUGAGUUGUAUACAAGGCUAUAUUAGAACAUUGAUGUUUAUUGUGUACUUAACUUGCAACCUUUUGGGACAAGUGUAGUUUGUUGUCACGUUUGGUCUGGAGAUGACAUGGCUGGCUUUUAAAAAAAAAAAAAAAUAAUCCUUAAUUUAUAUGAGGUUUAUGGCCCAGGUGAAAGAACACAACUGGAAACCAUGACAUAUACUAAAUAAUAAGUUUAACAUUUGAUGUAUUCCUCUUUCGAGCAGCAGCCAUUAGGAGGUUAAUUGUCUAUUUAAAAAAAAUUUUUGAAGGAAUUUUAUAAUGAACAGAUGAGCUGAAAUAGACUGAAAGCAUAGGAAGGAAUAUAUUUGUUCCUAAUAUGUCUACUAUCACUGUACAUAGCAGUCAGAUGACACAAGCACUCACUCUCACAGAAGAACUGUUCGUCACCGUCUUCAAACACAUAUGAAAGCCUUUUUUAUGUUUGCUUAUGUUUAUGUGUAUAGUAAAUCAUAAAUCUGGUUCUGUUUGCCAUCACACCUUGACUUGUGCUUAUCUGUAAAAAGUAUUACAAAUCCAUAAACUGUCUCAGAACACAAGGAAACCAGGGAUGACAAUUCAUUUAUCUUUCAUUUUUAUCAAUUUAAUUAAAGUCCAUAUAUUACAGAACAGUGAAGAUGGAGAUGUAAGAUAUUUGUUAAAAUGAUCUCAAAUGUCUUUACAAUUGUGCUAAAUAUGUUUUCACAUAAGUGUAUAUACUACAUAUGCAUUACUCAAUGCAUAUGUAAGGGGGAAAGGGGAAGUCGUGGCCUAAUGGUUAGAGGGUUGGACUCCCAAUCGAAGGGUUGUGGGUUCUAGUCUCGGGCCGGCAGGAAUUGUGGGUGGGGGGAGUGCAUGAACAGUUCUCUCUCCACCUUCAAUACCACGACUUAGGUGCCCUUGAGCAAGGCAUCGAACCCCCAACUGCUCCCCGGGCGCUGCAGCAUAAAUGAUGCCCACUGCUCCGGGUGUGUGUUCACAGUGUGUGUGUGUGUGUGUGUGUGUGUGUGUGUGUGUUUACUGCUCUUUGUGUGUGCAUUUCGGAUGGGUUAAAUGCAGAUUGUUUGUGCAGA
Messenger RNA from Carassius gibelio (silver crucian carp), 5451 nucleotides. It is a transcript of the gene kcnk15, whose product is annotated as potassium channel, subfamily K, member 15. The coding region runs from base 397 to 1611 and encodes 404 amino acids. NCBI's taxonomy places the organism in Eukaryota, Metazoa, Chordata, Actinopteri, Cypriniformes, Cyprinidae. Gene Ontology annotation, cellular component: membrane. The record is from RefSeq and is a predicted model, not a curated record. The transcript is spliced from 2 exons. Gene Ontology annotation, molecular function: potassium ion leak channel activity. Gene Ontology annotation, biological process: stabilization of membrane potential; potassium ion transmembrane transport.